AUGGGCCAAGAGGAGGCAGUUGCUGAUCCCAUAGUUGUUACGGGUACGUUCCUCCUUGACAACUCUUAUGCAUGCAUUCUUUUUGAUUCUGGUGCGGAGAGGAGCUUUGUUAGUCAUGCAUUCAAACAUCUACUUAAAUGUAAAUCCCAACCUUUAAUCGAAACAUUUACCGUCGAGAUGGCUAACGGAAAGAAAGAAAUCACAAACAACAUAUUCAUAGGUUGUACCCUUACCCUAAACGAUCAUUCCUUCCCCAUCAAUCUUAUGCCAGUCUCUAUAAAAAGCUUUGAUGUUAUCAUUGGUAUGGAUUGGUUGAGCCCCAACCGUGCUGAUAUUCUUUUGUUACGAAAAAGUCAUCCGUCUCAAUCUACCCUCGGGCGAAACUCUCAUAGUUUACGGUGA
This is a messenger RNA of Lactuca virosa, 402 nucleotides long. Lineage: Eukaryota; Viridiplantae; Streptophyta; Magnoliopsida; Asterales; Asteraceae. The record is from the annotation of a GenBank genome assembly.